Molecule: messenger RNA, 2955 nt
Organism: Vombatus ursinus (common wombat)
Lineage: Eukaryota; Metazoa; Chordata; Mammalia; Diprotodontia; Vombatidae
Gene: TRPV2
Product: transient receptor potential cation channel subfamily V member 2
Exons: 16
Coding region: 240-2525 (761 amino acids)
Biological process (GO): calcium ion import across plasma membrane
Cellular component (GO): membrane
Molecular function (GO): protein binding; calcium channel activity
Source: RefSeq, a predicted model, not a curated record
UACCUCUCGGGAUGAUCAGGGUCUAGUGCAUCCCUGUCUAGCCUCUGGACCUCCAGCCCUGCCAGGGCUCCCCCUGAGCCUGACCAGGGGACCUAGCCCCAGAACCCAGGAGUGCUCACUUUCCUGUCCAUCCCCAACCCACGGCAGGCAGCUGUGCAGUCUCCUUUGGGACGACCUCUUAGGAAGGUCCUAAGAACCUCCGGGAAGAGAGAAGACAGGGUACCCACCUCCGCCCCAAGAUGCCUGAGCCAGCCAGAGCGCAGGCCUUCCGGCUGGAGACUACGGAAGGUGACCAGGAAGGGGGCACAGCGGCCGCUGCUGCCGCUGAGGAAGAGAAAGAAUCUAGAGACCAGCUGCCCCCCAUGGAGUCGGCCUUCCAGAAAGAGAGCAAGAGCUUCUCCCCUCAGAUAAAAGUUAAUCUUAAUUACCGGAAAGGAGUAGGUCCCAGCCCUUCAGAUCCAAACCGUUUUGACCGUGACCGACUCUUCAAUGCAGUGAUGGGGGGAAACCCGGACAGCCUGGGUGGUUUGCUGGAGUAUCUGAUGUUGACCAGCAAGUAUCUCACGGACUCUGAAUUCACAGACGCCUCCACUGGGAAAACCUGCCUGAUGAAGGCUGUGCUGAAUCUCCGGGAUGGGAUGAAUGAGUGCAUCUUACCGCUGCUACAGAUUGACCACGCCACCCAGAACCCCCAGCCUCUCAUCAAGGCCGUGUGCACUGGGGACUAUUACAAAGGUCAUAGUGCUCUGCACAUUGCCAUUGAGAAGAGAAGCCUUCAGUGCGUGAAGGUGCUGGUGGAGAACGGAGCCGACCUCCAUGCCAGGGCCAGUGGGCGGUUUUUUGGGAAGAAGAGUCAAGGAAUUUGCUUCUAUUUCGGGGAGCUGCCACUGUCCUUGGCCGCCUGCACUAGGCAAUGGGAUAUUGUAUCGUACCUCCUGGAGAAUCCUGACCCUGACCGCAGGGCCUGCCUCGAGGCUGUGGACACCUGGGGCAACACUGUCCUACAUGCCCUGGUGAUGAUUGCGGAUGACUCGGUGGAGAACAGCGCCCAGGUGAACAGUAUGUAUGACUACAUCCUCCAAAUUGGUGCCCGCCUCCGCCCCUCCGUGAAGUUGGAGAACAUCGCUAAUCUCCAGGGGCUGACGCCGCUCAAGUUGGCAGCAAAGGAGGGGAAGAUCGAGGUCUUCAAGCACAUCCUGCAGCGGGAGAUCUCUGGGGAGUACCGGCACCUCUCACGGAAGUUCACCGAGUGGACGUAUGGGCCUGUCCAGGUGUCACUCUAUGACCUGUGCUCCGUGGAUAGCUGUGAGGACAACUCAGUGCUGGAGAUCAUUGCCUUUGGCUGCAAAGCUCCGAAUCGACACAAGAUGGUGACGUUGGAGCCAUUGAACAAGCUACUGCAGGAGAAAUGGGAGUCGCUGGUCACCCGAUUUCGCUUCAAUUUGGUUUCCUACUUUCUGUAUAUGUUGAUCUUCACGGCUGUCACCUACCACCAACCUGUCCUGGGGAAGAACAUCAUUCCUCUGAAAGCCACAGUGGGUAACUCAAUGCUCCUGAUGGGACACAUCUUCAUCCUCUUUGGGGGUAUCUAUCUCUUCUUUGGCCAGCUUCAAUACUUCUGGAGGAGGCGUCUGUUCAUCUGGACCUCGUUUGUUGAUAGCUACUUCGAGAUCCUCAUCCUAAUGCAGGCGCUCACUUCAGUGGUGGCCCAGGUGCUGUGCUUCCUAGAACUUAGCUUGUACCUGCCCAUCCUGGUUUUCUCCUUGGUCCUGGGUUGGAUAAACCUUCUCUACUACACCCGUGGCUUCCAGCAGACAGGCAUCUACAGCGUCAUGAUACAGAAGGUUAUCCUCAGAGAUCUGCUGCGCUUUCUCUUGGUGUACUUCGUCUUCCUGUUCGGCUUUGCCAUAGCGCUGGUGAGCCUGAGCAGGGAAGUCCCCCCGCCCACCUUCUCCAACCAGUCCCUGGUGGAGGCGGACAAGGCCCCCUACGGAGGCUUCGUGGAGGCCUCCCUGGAGCUCUUCAAGUUCACCAUCGGCAUGGGCGAGCUGGAGUUCCACAAGCAGCUGCAGUUCGAGGGCUUCAUCAUGUUCCUGCUGCUGGCCUACGUGCUGCUCACCUACAUCCUCCUUCUCAACAUGCUCAUUGCCCUCAUGAGCGAGACCGUCAACAGCGUGGCCACCGACAGCUGGAGCAUCUGGAAGCUGCAGAGAGCCAUCUCAGUCCUAGAGAUGGAGAGGGGGUACUGGUGGUGCAAGAGAAAGAAGGAACGGUCAGGCAUUCUCCUUACAGUGGGCACUACUCCGGACCAGAAGCCAGAUGAGAGAUGGUGCUUCAGAGUGGAGGAGGUGAACUGGGCCACAUGGGAGAAGGAGCUCCAGACGCUGAAGGAGGAGCCAGAGGGCACUCUGGAGCCUGGGCAGACCCUCCCAGGCACGGCCUGGAGGCGACUGCUGUCUUCAAGGGCCCGGGAGCAACCCCAGACCUCAGAGGAUCAAGUGCCCCUCCGGACUUUCAGCGCCUGACGCCGGGAACGGCCAGUGCAGCUACGCCUGCAAUCAAGUGCAGAUGCCAAGGAGCCCAGAGCUGGAGCCCAGGGCACCGCCGUGCUGACCCACAGAGGGAGGAAAGCCCCUCUCCCCGUGUUCCUUAUGGGCAGGGGCCCCCAGGGGUUUUUAUGAUCCAUCAUCUUGAGGUGUUAGAGCACAGCUGCCUUAGACGCUUAGGCUAGGACAGAGGCCGGACCCUGCCUCCAAUGCCUAACACACCAGGGUGACCUUGAACAAAUCCCUUCCCUUCUCUGUUUCUGCUUCCGUAAAAGGCAGAUUGACCUACAAUGACCUCAAAGACCUAUUCCAAUGUUAAGUCUACGAUCUGCAAGGCAGCUAGGUGUUGGCUGGAGCUGGGAAGACAUGAGUUUGAAUCCUGCCUCAGGUCCUUGCUAGCUGUGUGACC